Molecule: messenger RNA, 4167 nt
Organism: Paramuricea clavata
Lineage: Eukaryota; Metazoa; Cnidaria; Anthozoa; Malacalcyonacea; Plexauridae
Source: the annotation of a GenBank genome assembly
UAAGUUUCAAAGCUAUCUUUGUCUUUGAGCUCUCUUGUUAAAGGGAACACCUUUGCAAAGUUUCAAAUGAGACUUCCCAAAUUUUAACAAAAAGGAGUGUUUUGAGAUUCUUCCAGACCUGUAACCCAACACCUUGGAAUUUUGGAUUUGUCGAAAGAUUUUUAAUCGUUUGUAGUGACAGCUGAGUCCAUAUUAAAACCACCAAAGCAUGUGUGGUAUGCGUGAGGGUUUGAAUGUUUAAUUUUGUCUGGCUCGAAGCAUUUGAAAGCAAAGUUUCGUGGCGUUUUGACGUGGAUUUUUAAGUCGUAUUCCUAUCAAAAGGCAAGUUUUUGGAUCGAAGAAUAGAAGAGUUGAAUUGGUUACGUAAUUUUUACAAGGGAACAGUUGAAAUUUCAAGAUGAGCGCAAGCGUAUCUAAGGUAUGUGUGUACUUAGUCUUUGUGUUGUGGUGUGAUAUUUUAGAGUUGAAAAAAAUAUGAAGCUUCAAAUUUUGGUGUAUUGACUGUACUUCACAUAAAGUAACUGGGUUUAGGUCGAAGUUGGGGUUAGGUUAUAGUAUCUCUGGUAUUCUGUACUGCUAGUAAUGAAUUGAUUGAUUAGUUGUGUAGACUUAUUUGGUUACUUCUUAGUUUCACAAAAUAUCAGUUUAUAUUUAGGAAAUGUUCAUGUUUAAUAAUUGAAAUCAGAUUAGGGAUAAGUCAGCCAUAGUAGACUGCCAUGAUUGUGCUAUUCUCAGUAUAUUUCUCCUACCAUUUUGAUGAGUUGUGGAUAUUUGAACCGAUCAGGGUAUCACUAUCGUGAUAUGUUGUCAGACUCAGUAUAUCAUGAAUAUCAUAGUGUAGGCUUCGCUGUUUUGACCGUUGGUCGUUGUUAGUAAUUUUGGUUAACAUUAGGUAAAAUUUCAGAUUGGUUCUCGACGUAUUUUGCUGCCAGAAACGAUUUGCCGGAUCAUUUAACAUUCAUAACACGAAUAUUGAUUUGGUUACACGUAAUAUUUAUGCUGAUUUUAACAAAUUAUCAUCGUUGAGGUUUUGCUGUCUUGACCAUGUCGUAUAGUGAUAGGGUUUAGGUUAGAGUUAGGUAAGGUUUAUGGUAGCUGUAGUUUCAUGUUGUAGCGAUUGUAUAGCGUUCUGAUAGAUCAUUAUACACUGAUUUGGUCUUUGCAUCGAGGUUUAUAGCGUAAUAUGUACACACAAAAUAUGACUGUUGAGAAUUCAUGUUUAGACUAUUUUGUUUCCUAUUUGGUAUAUAAGUGUGUACAAGGUUCUAGCCUAUAAUUGGCUGUGGGUUUACAUGCAAAUAUACUCAGAGCAUUCAUAACUCAUCGUUCACAUGUAUCUGAAAAAUACCAGCAGAAAUCACAUAAAAAAUAGCCCGUGUAGGCGUGUAAAGAGCCUUAAACAGACUUCGAGGUGUCUUUAUAUGGCUGUUAUAACCUAUAUCGAGUGUGUAAUAGGUGCAUGUAUGGCUACUCUUACUAAUUUUGUUCUCUCAAGGAGAGACUGAAGAGUAGAGCGUUGUAAUGUCGUGCGUAUAUAUGGACUAUGCUUGACUCCCUGUCGUGUGUCACAGGGCAUUAUCAUAACCUUAGACUUAGUAUAGAUUUCCACUGCGAGUAAGAUUAAUCUCGAACAGGAAAGAAUUAUUUGGUAUGGUUAAAAACCACAGAUUAAGAUUAAUCUCGAACGAUGCUGUAUUGGUACCUUAUGUCUAAUGUCAAAAUGUUUUUCUUUUAAAUGGGAAAGCCACGAACAGGAAAGAGUUUAUAGCAUACAUACUUAAGAUCAAUAUUUCUCAACCGUAUACUUGACUUCGUUGAUAGUUUUGGCAGUGUUCAAUUCUACAUGAUGCCCAGCGUGUUGUGUUGUAUACGAGAGAGUCUGUGUAGUGUCAGGUUUAUAGGAAUUUAGAAAUCUUGUUUAAUUCUACAACUUUUCUGUAUUACUCAAAGUUUUGUAACUACUGUUUAAUUCAAGUGGACAAAGUAUCAUGUUUCCUGAACAGGAAUAUAAUUUUGGUCCCUUGCACCAAAAUCACAAGGCUAGAGCUGAAUGUCGAAAUCUCGUUAUUGACAUUACAAGGCAUGCCAUAGCUCAAAAUUCACAUUUAGUCGCUCUAAUUAAACACAGUAGGAAGCCCCAAACAAGUUGAGUGUUUCUUUGACAAGGUUUCUUUGCUCAUGUAUGAUGUAUAUACAACACACGUUUAUAUAAUAUCCUUAAACGUGAUUCUCAUGUAGUACAGCCAUAGGAUAGGUUUUAGUAGAAUCAUUACAGACAGCAGAUGGCAAUUUCAGAAAUGUUGACAUUUAAUAAAAGGAGCAAAAGAAUUAAACUUCAUCAUCGUGUAAACUAGACCGCCUACUGUUCGAUAAAAACAAAUACUUAAACAGUACUGUAUGUUUUGCACUUCGCAAUGUUUCCUUAACCACGCUGAUGCCAUGAAUUUAAUAAAGCCUCGGUCAAUGAGGAUGAGAGUUCGCAUGACGAAUUGUUAGGGGCGACAUUUUGUGUUUACACUGAGACAGAUGAUCUCUCGGACGAAUGAUAUGUCUUGAAGGGUUUUUUUAGUAUAAAUCUACCAAUAAUCCCAGCCAGGAGCUGACAGGUUAUAGUAGAAUCGUGCCCAUAUUCAUGGAACAGCAUGUUUAAGAUAUCAGCAAGCAAAUUGUUUUACAAAAUCGCACAUUUCAUGUAAUCUAGUGAUUCUACAGAAAUAAACGAAAUCUGACUGACCUUUUCAAAAAGAAGAUUAAUCCCACAUUUCCACUUUAUCGCUCGAUCGUCGAAUAUGCUUUCUUCUGAGCUUUAUAUCUCUAUAUCCUCAAGAACCAGGAAUUUAAGUUAGUUUAAACACGAACUGAAUAAGCUGGCUUCUUCUGGCUCCAGAAAUUCAUUAUCCUAUAAUAUAAAAGAAUAAUAAUUAUUUCUUAGGUCCCAAGAGAAAUAUUUUGAAUAGUAUGAUUAAAAUAUUUAGAUCUACUGUACGUGUAGCAGAUAAAUCACCAUAAACAUUAAACCAUACAAUACAGUAUAAAUAAAGUUAGUCUAGUUUAGGUUUCCUCCUGUAGUAAUACUGGAUUAAUAAUAAGAGAUGAUCCUUACUGGACCUCUAGGAAGAACAGUUUAGAACUGACAGAACUAUCCAGUAUAAAUAAAGUUAGUUUAGUUUAGUUUAAAGAACACCACAGUUUUAACUUACUGGGGGAAUCAGUCAAAUAUGAAGUGAUAUAAGAAUUCUACAAGACGAUCUUUAAAACAAGUCAUUGAAAUAACUGUUUCUGAAAACAAUAAAUGAGUUUUUCCUCCUAACACAUUUCUCCAUAUUUUACAGUCGAGAUCGCCCGUGGAGCGCUCGUAUUCGUCCGCCUCAUCAACGACAAGCAGUCGGCGUUCCGGGCGACGAAAACGAAAACGAAUGAAGCACACUGUAAUGCCGUUGAAAAAACGAACAGGCCGACACGAAGUGCCUUGUGACGUGCAUCGAGUCUCGAACUUAGAUCACGAAGAGAUGGAGCAAAGUGCUUGCUUUUGGGUGGCGAAAAAUAUUGAUAAUCCUUCAGAGCGCAGUUUCAAGGAGGACGUUUUCGUCAACAAAGAUCAAGACUCUUCAGACGAUGAGAUGUCGUAUUUGGAAGAAAGCAGGCAGUCACAAACCUCCGGUGAAUUUUCGCACGAAGUGCGCACCGAAACGCACACUGACGCAAAGUAUAUUAGUGAAGAAAAGAGAUUUGACGAUGAGAAAGAAAAUAACGCGAAAAAUGCUAAUGAGGAUGGAGAAAGAGAUGACGCAAAUUAUUCUGAAGAGAAAACGUUUUACGGAGUGCGCAAAGGAAAAAUGCAAGAUGGGGAUGAUGUAAAACGCGUCUCCCCGAUUCCGUUGCCACGCAAUCGAUCACGAGUUAGUUCAUUCUCGGACGACGGUCACAGCGGGUUCAGUAGCGAGGGGAUGCAUGUCGGGUGGACCUCGGAUGUAGGCGUGUCAUCUGGGCCUGAAUAUUCAGCUAUGACUGAUGAGGACAGUGGUGGUGAAGGGGGACACAAGAAGACAAGAAGGGGUAGCAAGGAAUUUGAUGGAUAUCGAAAGAAAAGUGUGGAAAAAUCAGGUAAUUGUUGAAGGUUUUUGUAGAUGGGAGUUUCAAGUGUAAAUUUUAUACAUUUAUUAGACC